Messenger RNA from Prorocentrum cordatum, 1401 nucleotides. The record is from the annotation of a GenBank genome assembly. NCBI's taxonomy places the organism in Eukaryota, Dinophyceae, Prorocentrales, Prorocentraceae.
AUGGCGAUCAAUCGUGGCAUGAAAGCUCUCGCGCAAGGUUUCGCAUUGAUGCUGAUGGCCAGGGGUGCUCUCGCGGGUGGUUUCGGUCUUGGGGACAUCGGGAAAGCGGUGGAGGCCGUCGGCAAGGACCGCGGCAUCGAGGAAGCCGUGAAGGAGGUCGCCUCGGGGGAGGUGGCGGUCGAAGACGCCGUGUCCCGAAUCGCCAACAGCAGCCGCACGGUCGCCCAGGCUGCGCGGGCCUCCUCCGACGCGGCGGACGCCCUCGGCAGAGCGGCGGCCGGCCCCGCCGGCCUGGGCCCGCAGGCGGGCCAGGCGCUGGGCAGGGCCGCGGGCGGCGAGGUCGCGGAGGCCGUGCGGCACGGGGCCCAGCGGGCGGCGGCGGGCCCCGAGAGGCUGGCGGGGGACGCCAGCCGGGGCGCGCAGGCGCUCGCGGGCGCAGGCGCCCCUCGAGCCGCAGGCGCGCUCGGGGACGCCGCCCGGGGCGCGCCCGCGGCCUCGGCGGCGGCCUCGGCCGCCGUGGGCCGCGACGCCGAGGCGGCGGCAGGCGUCGGGGAGAGGGCCGAGCACGGCCUGCCCGGCGCGGGCGAGCGGCUCCGGCAGACCGCGCAGGGCGCCCUGGGCACGCUGCUCCAGGGCCAGAGCGUCGAGGGGGCUGCGGCGGAGGUCACCAGCUCCGGGAAGGCGCCGGAGGCCAUCGCGAUGGCCGACCUCGGCAGGAUCGAGGACGCUGUGCUCGCGUCCGCGAAGAAGGACCAGACCAUCGCGGAGAUUGUGCGAGGCACUGGCGUCGACGGCAUUGGGGCGAGAGCCGGCGUCGCCGAGCCCGGCCCGAAAUUGGACCAGGCCGUGGGCCAGGCAGCAAUUUUCUUGGAGAGGGAGGGGGCCAUUGCUGGUUCCGUCACAGACACGCGCUUUAGCAGCCUGGUGAAUAAGACGAAGGUUACCGGCCUCGAGGGCUUCUUGAAUUUGGCCAGCGCCGUCAGCCCCAAGCAGGAUACGGUUGUUGCCAAAAGCUCGACCUGGCACGAUUUGGUCGAUGCUGUCAGCGGCGCCAGGAAGGGUGAUCUCGACAGUGCCAUGGCGAACUCCGAGCAAGCCGUGCGGAGCAUCGCGAGUCGCAAAUUUCUAGAGCCGGUUGGUGGGGCUGACGUGGAUGACCAGCCUAGGGGCAGAAGGGUCGUUGGCCACUCUGCGGUGAUAAUGCCCAUCGUCUUGUUCAGCUUCUUCGGUAUCUGUGUCAUGGUAAUGUGCCAAGCCCAUGCCAGAUCGGAUAGCAUGUCUGUGCUAGGUGACGACAGCGAGGAGGAAAUGGUUGAGCUUGGCACGAGCGCGCGGGAUAUAGUUUCCAGCACGCAGAGUGGGAACCCAGCAGCAUUCGACCAGUUUCAAUCGCGUGCUUAG